Messenger RNA from Ceraceosorus guamensis, 4198 nucleotides. RefSeq lists its product as hypothetical. The transcript is spliced from 2 exons. Gene Ontology annotation, molecular function: protein binding. The record is from RefSeq and is a predicted model, not a curated record. Bases 303 to 4109 code for a protein of 1268 amino acids. NCBI's taxonomy places the organism in Eukaryota, Fungi, Basidiomycota, Exobasidiomycetes, Ceraceosorales, Ceraceosoraceae.
CGCUCUUUUCUUCACUCAACCUCAAGACCGAGCGAGGUUGUGUGACUCCAAGGCGCUUUGGCUGAUCGAUCAGUCAGAGUGAAAGGUGCGGAUGCAAGAGUCCUCAGCGUAGAGUCAUCCGAUCGCGCUUGCUAUGAGUGCCGCCGCCGCCGCCAAUUGCUUGCAGGAAGAGAUAGCCAUCAGUAACAACAUCGGAUUCAGCUAGCACGGGCGCAUGUUCACUCGACUACCCUUCUCCUCGUCACCCAUCAGAUAGCAUCAGCAUCAGCAUCAACCUCCACGCACUGAAGCGUAACCAAGACAUGUUCAAAUCUGCGCUCAAACGUCUUUCGUACGGGCUUCAGUCCGGCUCCAGCUCGGAGGAGGUACAUUUGCAGGGCAAGGAGGUAUGGGCGGAUCAAUCAGUCGUAGCACAAGCUCAAGGACGGCGAGGUUCCUUCUUUGAUUGCGGUGCUACGCAGCCCAACAGCGAUGUCCCGCAGCCUAUGCUCUACACGCCUGGGAAAGUUGCGACCUUUCAAACGAUAGACAAGCACACCGCCUCAUCGUCGCUUCAGCAAUCUCACCACCUCCACCAUCACCGACUACCUGCUCUACUCAUCUCCCGCCCACAAAGCGUCGAAGAGGAACAGACGCACUUUGAGUUGAAGGAGGGAUAUACGAGGAUCGGAAGGGAGGAGAGCAGCGAGCUGAGGUUGGUGCAUGCGGGCAUAGAAAGCGUGCAUCUGCGUCUCGAGGUGAUUUGCAAGUCGGGGCGGUCGAGGGUCACGCUGCAUGUAGACGCUACAUGCGGUUUGAUUCUGAACGAUGUGCACCUCCAGCUUGGCUCGACGGUGCAGCUGAAUGAGGGCGACACUUUUCAACUGAAUGCGUGGAACUUCGAGCUGGUCAGUGCUGCCGCUGCUGGUGGAGGAGAAGGAGGAUCUCGCAGUGCAGUCGCAGCGCUGCAUACCAACCGCUCUCUCAGCCCCGCGGCUCCACAGUCAGAUGCGGAUAUGGUCAGCGCAGCUCCUGUUCUCUACACACCUGCUAGACCCAUAAACCGACACCUGUUGGACGCGAAUAGAUCGACGAGGAUAGCGGGUCCCAGGGACAGCUUUGAAGCGGGCAAUCGGAAAGCCAGGAGUUCCUUUUCGAGUCAGAGCAACAGUCUGGGCUCGAUGAGGCGUGCGGAUGUGCCCAACUUGGUACAUCGGUCAGCGCAAGAGCUGACCGGGCGACAAGGAAGCAAGGAGGAGGUGGAGAAUGGAGUGCGAGGGCGAAGCGUUGUCGGGCCGGAGAGUCGUGAUGUGCGGGGCGAUUUGACUUUGAUGAGCAAGAGCGCGCAGGGAGAGGGUGGGCAUGGGCAUGGGCCUCCACAGAGAGCUGAAGAAGCAUCCAAGUCCCCUUCCCCUUCGAGAGCUGCGAUGCGCAAAGCUCUGGCGCGCAAAUCAUGGAGAGAGGGCAGAUCGUCCCCUCCCUCACCCCCCUCCUCGUCUUCUCGCGCCAUCGGAAAUUCGCAAGCGAGCGGUCAGACGUUGGCGCAUCUGACACCGUCGAUGCAAAGUCCCACUUCGACUGGUCAAGCAAUGUCAGCAUUGACGUCCAAUUCGGUCCCUCAAAUAGCAAACCUGAACCUUUUGUCGGGUCCCAAUCUACCCUCUGCAUUCUCUCAUUCCUCCUCUCGCUCCUCCUCCUCCGAACCGGGCUCAGGAUCAGGCCCAGGCUCAGGCUCAUCCAGUCCCUCCCGCACACCCACGCUAAAGGCAGCUCGUCUAGCCGAAGCAUCUCGCAGGGAAAAGAGGGUCAUCUCCUUGAGGACUAGAAUGAUGGUCAGGAGCUGCAUGGAGUACUUGUCCAGGGAAGAGAGGAAGAGAAGGAUUGCGGAGUUGAGCAAUAGCAACCUCGAUCACGGUGGUGGAGGCGGUCAGAAGUGCCAGAAAAUGGGCACGAACACAAGUAGCAUGAGAAGCUCUAGGAGUCUGGAGAGGAUCGAUUUGGAGCAGCGGAAAGCUGUUGGCAGCGCGGAUUGCGGCGAAAGGCGACAAGGGGGUGCAGAUGGAGAGACUUGGACGAAGGAGCUCGAUGAGGCUCGGUCCGCGCUCGAGCUUGGAAAUGCUCCGAAUCGGGAGGAGGAGCAGAGCAACAAGGGGGACUUGACAGUAGCAAUGCCCAGGAGCAAAUCUUCACCUGUGUUAAGCUUGUCUUCGCUCGAGCUCAGAGUGGAGGGUCAUGCAAGAGAGGCGAGGGAAGAUGUGGAAGCAGAGGAAGAAGGCGGUCGGGUGGACGAGGAGGAAGAGGUGGAGAGUCUGUUGAGCUCCGAUGAGAGGGACGAUCCCUCUCGCAACCUCGUGCAAUCUCACCAGAGCAUCGAUCUCGCCGAUGUCGCCCGGAACACACACGAUUCGAGUGCUCCUCCUCGUACCGUGGACAUGUCGUCGUCGGUAAAGAAGAGCAGGUCGAGAUGGUCGAUCGUCGGAGAGGUCCUUGGCACUCCGCCCGCUUCCUUCCGCACCGAGAACGAACCGCAAAGAAUACCAGCUACCGCUUCCAAAGUGUUGCACGGCCGCAGCCAUGCCCACGGCGCUUUUGGCGUCUCGAGGCAGGCGAACGUAUCAGCAUCGCCGACCAUCGGAGUUGGAAAGAGGAGAGAUAGUUGGCUCUUGAGCGGCAAAGCUUUGGUGCUCGAUAAGCCACAAGCGGUCAAGAGCGGCGAGGCGCACGGUUUGGAGACGCGUAGCGUACCCUCGCCAGUUUGCAAGAAUUCGACCAGAGCAGAGCGAAGGUCUGCCAGUCCAACCAGACACGAUCAACAGCAUUUCGUCUCGAGAAAGCCGUCGGGCAAAGAAGCGCGAAGCGAUGCGAGAGCACGAGCGCAAGACGCACCCUCUUCGGACGCUCCGCCUCUUGCGCAGCCGAGCUCGGAAGCCUUCUUUGCGGAUGUGGAAAGUGAGGCGGGGCUGCAAGCUGCUGUUGUGCAGAGUGGCAGGGGUCGAAGGAGGAAGAACAAGACGAAAGAAGCUUCCUGCAGUGCACAAGUGGAACCUUUCGAAGCUCUUCCGGCGGCAGUAGCUGCGCAUUCUGACUCGACCAAGAGACUAUCCGAAACGCUCCCAGUGAUGGACCGAAGCGAUGAGGAAGGUGCACGAGAAAGUGAGGGCCAAGGCAACGUAGAGGAAGCGGACGACAUCGUUGAGAGACCUAAAAGGCGAUCGACUCCAUCGAAAGGGAGCACAAAGGCGACUUUGAAAGAUAUUGCGCAGCACACGCAAGAAGGCUCCCAUGUCAUAACCGCCAGCGCGGAGGCUCUGACCAGCUCCGACAAAGAUUUGCGCGACAUUAUGGGGAGUGAAGAACUAUGUAGGCGUGGGCUUCGAGCCAGAAGGGCCGUCAAGAGCGCCUCUGAAGACCCUCCUACUGCCAUAUCGGACGCAAAACGCAACGACAAGGAUGAGAAGGCCAAACCGAGCGCUGCAAAAGAUGAGCCGAGCUCUGGUUCUUCCGCAGCCCAGGUUGAGGCUCCGUCGACACGCAGUCGCAGGGCAAAAAGAGCUGCAGCGACGCUCACGGAGGAGAGUCAAGCAGAGGCGCAAGACGUGGAGAAGCUUGCGAAUCGGAUUCCAAAAGCUCCGUCUUCGGCUGAUGUACCCUUGGACGGUGCUCGUGUGGGCACUCGUUCGACCAGCGGUCGAGCUGCCAAGACCAAAGGCGCAGCAGAAUAUGCAGAGAAGCAAGCGGACGAUGCGGUAACUGCCGAAGCGGCGAUCACGGAGACGGACGUUCAUGCGCACAAAGCUGCGAGCGUGACUGCUCGAACUCGAGCCCGUGCGCGGACAGCCUUACGCACGGAGAGCAGCGCCAAAGCAGAGCCGGAUAAGGGCCCUUCUCGAUCGACCUCUGGCACAGAGACGCAGGGCGAAGCGAGCUCGAACGACAAAGUCGCACCAGAGCCCAAAUCUUCCAGAUCGACCCGAUCCACCCGAAGCGCCAAGAGAACACAGAGCGCCGCGAGCGUGCAGAAGGUGGAGCAGGAAGACUCGGCCGGAUCGGCGCAUAGGAGGGGCAAGAAAGAGGAGAGUUCGCCAGUUGUUGCGCGCAGAACGACCAGGGCUAGAGCGGCGAAGACUUGAACUUUUAUGUUUUGGUGUGCCUUUGAGAUGGCACGCUCUAGUUGCUUCGGAGAGCACUCGCGUCCCACAAUGUAUGCAAAUGUUUGAGC